Molecule: messenger RNA, 1302 nt
Organism: Arthroderma uncinatum
Lineage: Eukaryota; Fungi; Ascomycota; Eurotiomycetes; Onygenales; Arthrodermataceae
Product: aminotriazole resistance protein
Exons: 5
Coding region: 1-1302 (433 amino acids)
Biological process (GO): transmembrane transport
Cellular component (GO): membrane
Molecular function (GO): transmembrane transporter activity
Source: RefSeq, a predicted model, not a curated record
AUGGCGUGUGGCCUUGCGCCGAACUUCGUCGGCCUCGUUGUAGCUAGAGCUUUUCAAGGCGUGGGAGCUGCCUUUACCAUCCCCUCAGCUCAGGCACAUAUCGCUAUAUGCUUCCCGGAUCCGGUCAAGAAAGCUCGGGCUCUUGGGUUGUGGGGUGUAGCUGGAUCCGUUGGCUUUAUUGUUGGUCUUAUCCUCGGUGGAGUCUUGACUGCAUUCCUCGGUUGGAGAUGGAUAUUCUGGAUUUCGCUCAUCCUUUCCGGUAUCAUUAUCCCCGUCGCUUUCUUUAUUCUUCCACUAGCCGAGCCAUCAGCUCAGGGCGUUGCAUCAUCGCAGGGCAUCGAAGGGACUGAGCAGCAUGAACCGGCACAAGGUAACCUCUCCCGAAUAGUCAGCAAGAUGAUAGUCCGAUUUGAUCCUGUCGGCGUUAUGUUGAGUAUUUCGGGUAUAUUACUCCUAACCUACGCCCUGACAUCUGCAAAUACUGCGGGAUGGGGUGCAGUACGUAUCAUUGUCCCUCUGGUAAUCUCUGUUCUUCUUCUGGCUGGAUUCAUUUUCCAUGAAUGCCGGCACCCUAACGGUAUAGUACCGCCGCAUCUCUUUAAUUCGACGUCCUUCAACGUCACACUUGUGCUUGCUAUAAACACCUACGCUGUUCGCCAGGCAUGCACGUACUUCCUCACCGUCCAACUCCAGUCCUUUGGCAAUAGCGCCAUUCACACAUCUGUUCUAUUUAUUCCAUUGGGUAUCAGUGCUCUCAUAUUCAACACUCUGUCUGGAUAUUUGGUACCCAUCCUCGGUGCGCGUGUUAUGUUUAUCCUUGGCUGGGCGUGUUCAAUCCCCGGUGUCCUGUUAUUUUCCUUCGUUGACAAAGACACCUCAUACUGGCGCUAUACCUUCCCCGGAAUGAUCCUGUAUAUUGCCGACAUUGGAGCUGUAUAUAUCACGGCAAAUUUCAUCGUCGUGUCAUCGGCUUCCAAGGCUAACCAAGGCGUUGCUGCGGGUGUGUUCAACGUUGCACUACAAGUCGGCGGCUCCGUACUGGGUCUCGCGGUUGUAACCGCUAUUGCACAAGGAGUUCAGCAUAAAUAUGGUGAUCCAUCAACCGAGCACGGUGGCAUCGGCCAUGUCGGCUAUAGGAGUGUUUAUUAUAGCUGCUCCAUUCUGUGCUUCAUUGGAUUGGUGCUCAGUGUGUUUGCCAUCCAAGUACCGGACGCUGCUGCCAAUGGGGAGCGCGAUGUCACCGAGUUAUUCAACACGAUGCAACAUAUUUUUGACACGAAUCCCUCUCUAUUCCGCCGCUAG